AUGCCACUGACCUCUGACCUCUGCCUCCCAGACGGCAAAAGCUACAAUCAGCCUUUAGGCCUGUUCAUUGAUAACGAAUUCCGUGAAAGCAUAAAUGGCAAGACCUUUGAAGUUGUGAAUCCUUCCACCGAGGAGGUCAUAGCCCACGUCUCCGAGGCCGGAGAAAAGGACGUUGAUUUGGCUGUGGCAGCCGCACGACGAGCGUUCAAAGGCCCAUGGUGUACAACAAGCCCCGAAGAUAGGGGAAAGUUGCUGCGCAGAGUAGCCGACCUGAUCGAGGAGAACCUCGAUCUGCUGGCCAAGGUUGAGACGCUCAACAAUGGCAAGGCUCAGCAGUGGGCAAUAGGAGAUGUGAAGCACUGUGUCUCCGUCUUCAAUUACUAUGCAGGCUGGGCCGAUAAGAUGGAAGGUAAAGUGAUUGAUGUUGAUACAGAGCGCUUCAACUUUACCAAGCGUGAGCCGUUUGGUGUGUGUGGACUAAUCGUCCCAUGGAAUGCACCUCUUGUCCUCAUGUCCUGGAAAGUGGCUCCAGCUCUUGCAGCUGGCAACACCGUCGUCGUCAAAACCUCAGAGCUAACUCCACUGUCUGCCCUUCUACUUGCUAACUUAUUCAGACAAGCGGGAGCUCCGGCCGGUAUCUUCAAUGUCAUCUCAGGCUUCGGCGCUGUGGCCGGCGCCGCCCUUGCCUCUCACAUGGACGUUGACAAGAUAUCAUUCACAGGCUCGACUGCGACUGGACGUGCCAUCAUGCAGGCGGCAGCCAAGUCUAACCUCAAGCCUGUGACCCUCGAGCUGGGCGGUAAAGGCCCCAAUAUCGUGUUUGAUGAUGCAGACUUCGAUGCGGCUGUGGAGUGGGUUACUUUUGGCAUCUUCUAUAGUUCUGGUCAGGUCUGCUGCGCCGGCUCCCGCGUGUACGUGCAGGCUGGAAUUUACGGUAGGUUUUUGAAGGCGCUUAGGGCAAGGGUAGCCCAGAUUCAAGUGGGCGAUCCAUUCGACAUAAACACAUUCCACGGACCGCAGACCUCCAAGUCUCAGUUUGAUCGCAUUCUAGGGCAUUUAUCUCCCCCCGUUUCACACUUCUCUGUGAAGAAACUAAUUGUCAAUAGGUACAUCAAGAGCGGCGUGGACGAUGGCGCAAAGAUUGAGGCUGGUGGCUCUCGCUGGGGCGACAAGGGCUUUUUCGUCGAGCCCACCAUCUUCUCCGGUGCCUCUCAUGACAUGAAGAUCAUGCGCGAUGAGAUUUUUGGGCCAGUAUGCGUUGUCUCCAGGUUUGAAACCCAGGAUGAGGUAGUUCAGGCAGCGAAUGCAACUUCGUAUGGCCUUGCUAGCGGAGUACAUACCAGGAACAUCGAUCGUGCCCUCAACGUGUCCAACCUCCUCGAGACUGGCACCGUUUGGGUCAACCAGUACAAUACUAUUCAUCAUCAGCUUCCAUUUGGGGGAUACAAAGAAAGUGGGAUUGGUCGCGAGUUGGGAGCAGCUGUGUUGGAGAGCUACACGACCAUCAAGACUGUCUCUGUCCGGCUAUCAGGGACACAGUGA
Messenger RNA from Fusarium proliferatum ET1, 1542 nucleotides. RefSeq names its product putative aldehyde dehydrogenase. The coding region runs from base 1 to 1542 and encodes 513 amino acids. The record is from RefSeq and is a predicted model, not a curated record. The transcript is spliced from 6 exons. Gene Ontology annotation, molecular function: aldehyde dehydrogenase (NAD+) activity. Lineage: Eukaryota; Fungi; Ascomycota; Sordariomycetes; Hypocreales; Nectriaceae.